Molecule: messenger RNA, 3365 nt
Organism: Balaenoptera acutorostrata (minke whale)
Lineage: Eukaryota; Metazoa; Chordata; Mammalia; Artiodactyla; Balaenopteridae
Gene: GORASP1
Product: golgi reassembly stacking protein 1
Exons: 10
Coding region: 287-1438 (383 amino acids)
Biological process (GO): Golgi organization
Cellular component (GO): Golgi apparatus
Molecular function (GO): protein binding
Source: RefSeq, a predicted model, not a curated record
GCCGAGAGGGUGAGUACGCGCUGGUGGUGCCGCGGUCCCGGGCACCGGCGCCCGAGCCGACCGUGGCCAUGGGCAUGGGCGCCAGCGCCGAGCAGCCCGCGGGAGGCGCCGAGGGCUUCCACCUGCACGGGAGGUCUGGAUGAGCAGUCCCGGGGAAAGUGGAGAUGGAGUGGGUUCCUAGAGCCUGAAGGUGCAGGAGAACUCCCCCGCCCAGCAGGCAGGCCUGGAGCCCUACUUCGACUUCAUCAUCACCAUUGGGCACUCAAGGCUGAACAAGGAGAAUGACAUGCUCAAGGCCCUGCUGAAGGCCAACGUGGAGAAGCCGGUGAAGCUGGAGGUAUUCAACAUGAAGACCAUGAAGGUGCGCGAGGUGGAGGUGGUGCCCAGCAACAUGUGGGGCGGCCAGGGCCUGCUGGGCGCCAGCGUGCGCUUCUGCAGCUUCCGAAGGGCCAGCGAGCACGUGUGGCAUGUGCUGGAUGUGGAACCCUGUUCCCCUGCCUUCCUCGCUGGCCUGCGCCCCUACACCGACUACGUGGUUGGCUCAGACCAGAUCCUCCAGGAGUCCGAGGACUUCUUCUCGCUCAUCGAGUCCCAUGAGGGGAAGCCCUUGAAGCUGAUGGUUUAUAACUCCGAGUCCGACUCCUGCCGGGAUGUGACUGUCACUCCCAAUGCAGCCUGGGGUGGAGAGGGCAGCCUGGGCUGUGGUAUCGGCUACGGGUAUCUGCAUCGGAUCCCAACCCAGCCUCCCAGCCACCACAAGAAGCCACCUGGUGUUCCGCCACCUGGUGCCCCACCAUCUGGUACCCCACCACCUGGACCCACCCCCCAGGACUCUCCUGCCCCUUCUGGCCUGGAGAUAGGCUCCAGGCAGGGUGACUAUGUGGAGGCCCUGCUGCAGGCACCUGGCUCCUCCAAGGAGGAACAGCUCCCUGGGCCUGAGAGUCCUGGCCAUGGCACUCCAGACCUUGGCGACCUUCCCCGUUCCAUGGAGAUCCCUCUUCAGCCUCCGCCUCCACUGCAGCGAGUCAUGGACCCAGGCUUCCUGGACGUGUCCGGCAUCUCCCUCUUGGACAGCAGCAAUGCCAGCGCCUGGUCUGGCCUGCCCUCCUCCACAGAGCUGACCUCCACUGCGGUCUCAGCCUCAGGGCCGGAGGACGUCUGCUCCAGCAGGGGUUCUCGUGAGCGUGGCGGUGAGGCCACCUGGUCUGGGUCAGAGUUUGAGGUCUCCUUCCCAGACAGCCCAGGCGCCCAGGCGGACCACCUGCCUCAGCUGACACUGCCCGACAGCCUCACCUCUGCAGCCUCACCAGAAGAUGGGCUGUCCGCUGAGCUGCUCGAAGCCCAGGCUGAGGAGGAGCCAGCAAGCACAGAGAGCCUAGAUUUCGGGGCAGAGGCUGAGAGGCCAGCCAGCCAGGCACAGCUCUCCACCCCAAAAUAACACCCCAGGCUCCAAGAAGGGCCUCUGAUGGCAUUUCAUGAGGCCCAGAAGUGGGAGGCAGCUCAGGCCACACUGCGUGGCCAAGCCCCCUGCAUUACGCUUCCUAGGCUGCUGCUGACGGGGGUGGGGGGUGGUGUGGCUUGUGUCCACUCAGACCCUACUGGUCUCCAAGAGGUGACCUCCCAGCAUUCAUUCUGCCUGAUGGUCCUGCCUUUGGGGAACUGGCCACUUGUUUGAGAAUCUCAAGUACUUUUUGGGUAGUAGGGGGCUGGGAGUAGCACCCAGGUUAAAUAAGUUUUCCAGGAGCUAGGGUAGGAGAGCAAAGGAUUCUUUGCCGCUUGGGUAGGGCGUGGAACUUCAGUGGGUAGAGUAAGAGGAGGCCGCAGGCCUUGGGGAAGGGCAUCUUUUGGCCGUGUACCCACUGCUUGCUCCUGCUCUGGUCACUGUGGCUGCACAGAAGGUAGCAGAGUCCAGGCGCCACCAGGUGUGAAGAUGGGGUGAGGGACAAAGGGGUUGGUGUGGAGUGUUUGCCUAAUCGCUCUGUAGGGCUUGCAGUGGUUCUUUCCACAGAGCUCAGCCAGCUCUAUCUGUAAUGGAAGGCACCCCCAAGCCCUGGGGACCCCUGCCACUCCAAUUACUGUCUCACUCUGUGCUACACUGCACAGUUGGCUCAUGCUGCCUGCACAUUCCAGCCAUGUUUGGAGGAGAGGCAGUGAACUUGCCCACCUCUUCUGAGGGAGGAUGGUUGGAAAUUCUAGGCCCUUCAGCACACUCACCUGUGCUUGGACCACGAUGCUUCUUCUUCCCCACCGUCUACACCCUACAGACCUAGUGUCCCCAGUUGUGACUCCUGUCAGCUCCCAAACUUUUACAACCAUCUCUUCUAAAUAUACAAGUCAUCCAGCCAGCCCCAGUGGUGAGUAAGAGUUACAAAUUUAAGUUCACCAUCCUAAGCAGACUCUCAGCCAGUCCUCCCGACUGGAGUUCUUUACACACAGCUCCCACUCCAAGGGGAAAUGAGAGGCCUGGACAAGAUUAAGUAAGGGCCCUUCUGUUCUUCCCUAUAGUACGGGAGAGGGCUGUUCCCCUCACCUCCAGUGCCUUGGGAGGCUAAGACUAGGUUGGGUCUUUUGCUCCGCCUUGUUCCUGCAGGAAGAGGAGGGCUCCAUCCAGGGAUGGCCCCUCAUCACUUGAAGUCCUCUCCUCUUUGGCUAGAGUCCCUCACCUUCCCACAGCCCUUGCUGAGUACCAUGAAAGCUGCUUCUGGCCUGGCCUUCUAGCCUCGGCCCAGUCGAAAGUCCCACCUUUACCAUUUGAUUUGGAAUGUGUGCACUUACAGGGAAUUCAGAGCUUUCUUAGGCUCAUAGGACAAGGACUGUCUGCUCUGGGGGGCACAGACCAAGUAUAUGGAGGGAGGGCCCCAAACCAGCAAACACUUCGCUUCUAGCACUGUGACUACAUUUAAAAAGCAAGUCUUUGUCGAGUCUACCAGAGCAGCUGAUAAGCCUGCAGAACAGGGAGGCAUUGUGUCCAAAGCCAGUGCUGGAGCCUGGUUCCUGGAUUGUCUGGGAGCCCAGUGUCUGCCUGCAGCAAUCCAGGAAGUAGAAAUCACCAAGGGCCUGUUCUGAGGCCAGCUUCCCUUCACUGUAGCCUGGUAGUCCGACCCAGAGUCACCCUCACCCAAGGGACCUGGUUCUUCCCUCCCUCACUUUCACACACUCCCCUCCUUAUAUUGGGGGAUAAAAUGGAUAUCAAUGCUAAUUAUUUCCAGGGUAAACAAAACCAGAAGUUUCUUCCUUUCUCUGUAAUCUGCUAUGAAGGAAAAUGACAAGUGAAAAUAAAUGUGUACUACACUUUGAAAUAUUGUAACUAAAGCCUUUAUUCUAUACAACUGUGAAAUACAGAUUUUUACCCUUUUGGCAUUGCA